Messenger RNA from Phaethon lepturus (White-tailed tropicbird), 1005 nucleotides. RefSeq names its product G protein-coupled receptor 12 (gene GPR12). NCBI's taxonomy places the organism in Eukaryota, Metazoa, Chordata, Aves, Phaethontiformes, Phaethontidae. The coding region runs from base 1 to 1005 and encodes 334 amino acids. Gene Ontology annotation, molecular function: G protein-coupled receptor activity. The record is from RefSeq and is a predicted model, not a curated record. Gene Ontology annotation, biological process: G protein-coupled receptor signaling pathway. Gene Ontology annotation, cellular component: membrane. The transcript has a single exon.
AUGAAUGAAGAUCUGAAGGUUAAUUUGAGCUGGCUGCCUCAGGAUCAUGUAGAAGCCAGCUCUACCGAGAAUGCCUCAGCCGCAGGCUCCUCCCUGGUUCCUGUCGUAGACCCAGAGCCAGAGCUUUUGGUAAACCCCUGGGACAUUGUCUUGUGUACUUCAGGGACCCUUAUCUCCUGCGAAAAUGCCAUUGUGGUUCUUAUCAUUUUCCAUAAUCCCAGUCUUCGUGCCCCCAUGUUCCUCCUGAUAGGCAGCCUGGCGCUGGCAGAUCUCUUAGCGGGCAUUGGAUUGAUCAUCAAUUUCGUUUUUGCAUACCUUCUGCAAUCAGAAGCUACGAAACUGGUUACGGUUGGACUGAUUGUUGCCUCUUUCUCAGCAUCUGUUGCCAGCUUGCUGGCUAUUACUGUUGAUCGUUACCUUUCCCUGUAUUACGCUUUGACUUACAAUUCAGAGAGGACUGUCACUUUUACCUAUGUCAUGCUUAUUUUGCUCUGGGGAGCAUCUAUCUGUAUUGGACUGCUGCCUGUAAUGGGCUGGAACUGCCUCAGAGAUGAAUCCACCUGCAGUGUUAUCAGACCGCUCACUAAAAACAAUGCAGCUGUCCUUUCAGUCUCUUUCUUGCUUAUGUUUGCCCUCAUGCUGCAGCUCUACAUUCAAAUCUGUAAAAUCGUGAUGCGCCAUGCCCAUCAGAUUGCCUUGCAACACCAUUUCCUGGCCACUUCCCACUAUGUGACCACACGAAAAGGAGUGUCUACUUUGGCCAUUAUUUUGGGGACUUUUGCUGCUUGCUGGAUGCCUUUUACGCUCUAUUCUUUAAUAGCAGAUUACACCUAUCCUUCUAUAUACACCUAUGCCACCCUCCUGCCAGCUACCUACAAUUCCAUCAUCAAUCCUGUAAUAUAUGCUUUUAGAAACCAGGAGAUACAGAAAGCACUUUGGCUCAUCUGUUGUGGCUGUAUUCCUUCUAACCUGUCUCAGAGAGCAAGAUCACCCAGUGAUGUCUGA